GUGAACCAGCAGAACCAAGAAGAAGACUCCGUCCUGAUCUGAAGAGAGAUUCAGCGCCUCUUCCUCCUCCUGCUUCUUCAUCCUCAUCGUCAGACACGAUGCUGCGCGGCUCCGCUCUCCUCCUCCUCCUCGCGCUCAGCUCCACCUUCAGCUUCGAGCUGCUGCCGGAAGAGGCGGCUCCCCGCCGGGCACGAUUCUCCGCCAACAGCCCGUCUGAUGUGGCCAGAUGUUUGAGUGAAUCUGUAGGUGUGGGUUGUGGAUUCUUCUCCUGCCUUGAAAACUCCACCUGUGACACCGAUGGGAUGCAUGAGCUCUGUGAACUGUUCCUCCACACAGCUGCCAGCUUCAACACAGAGGGUAAAACCUUUGUGAAGAAGAGUCUGCACUGCAUCUCACAGGGAAUCUCAAGCAAAGUUUUUCAAACUGUCCGCCGCUGCAACAUCUUUCAGAGGAUGAUCGCUGAGGUGCAAGAGGAGUGUUACACCAGUCUGGACAUUUGCACCGUGGCUCGCACUAACCCUGACUCCAUUGGAGAGGUAGUACAGGUGCCAGCUCACUUCCCCAACAGAUAUUAUAGCACCCUGCUGCAGACCCUGCAGACCUGCGACGAGCCCACCGUGGAGGUGGUGAGGGUCGGCAUCACUGCCCGCCUGGGCCCUGACAUGGAGACUUUCCUCCAGCUCAUCCAGAACAAACCCUGCACCCGCAGCUCUGACUCCUCAGCCUACAGCAACCCAUCCAGCUGGAGGAACAUGCCCGUGUUCAACGUCCAGCCUGGUUUUACAGGCCGAGACCCCACCCAUCUGUUCGCCAGGAAGAGAUCUGUGGACAACCAGGAGAGGGAGGCAGCAGAUAAAACCGACAAGUAAAUGAAACAAACACACA
This is a messenger RNA of Melanotaenia boesemani (Boeseman's rainbowfish), 885 nucleotides long. RefSeq names its product stanniocalcin 1, like (gene stc1l). Gene Ontology annotation, cellular component: extracellular region. Gene Ontology annotation, biological process: intracellular calcium ion homeostasis. NCBI's taxonomy places the organism in Eukaryota, Metazoa, Chordata, Actinopteri, Atheriniformes, Melanotaeniidae. The transcript has 6 exons. Gene Ontology annotation, molecular function: hormone activity. The coding region runs from base 99 to 869 and encodes 256 amino acids. The record is from RefSeq and is a predicted model, not a curated record.